UCUCCCCUUCCCAACCGGGCCGCCUUCUCUUUCCAUGCCCACCGUUUGUCCCCAGCUUUUUUGAGCCUCCGCCCGGACAGAGGUAGCCGCGUUGGCGAGAGGAGGCGAGGGACCCGAGGUUCCCACCAGUGACCGAGCUGCUCUUGGAAACAAACUUGUAAAAUUUCAGACCCCAUCCCCCAUUUCCAGGUUUUACGCCGCAGACCACCUACCGUCUCAACCACCUUGAUUUCUCAUAACUGUACAUCUCAGCUCCCGCAGACUUAAUUAGAUAUAUCUCACCGUAAUGUCUCCCCCAGCCUCCAGGCUCACACCUCGAACUGGACGUCCGUUUCAACCUCAAUGUCAGUUGUGUACAGAAUGGAAAAAGGAGAUUUUGAAACAUCACACCAACAGAAAUGGAGACAUCUACUGGGGAAACUGUAAGCCCGAACGCUGGCCUUGUGAUCCCUGGGAACUGGCAAAGGCUUUUAUGCCCAGGGGAUUGGCAGACAAAAAAGGACCUGAAGAAUGUGAUGCAGUUGCUCUUCUAAGUCUUAUCAACUCCUGUGAUCACUUCAGAAUUGACCGAAAGAAAGUUAUAGAGGUGAUUAAGUGUCGUAAUGAAAUCAUGCACUCUUCAGAAAUGAAAGUCUCUUCUGCAUGGCUAGAAGAUUUUCAGAAGAAGAUUCAAAGUUUUUUGAAUGAAUUCCGAAAUAUCCCAGAGAUUGCAGCCACAAGUGCCAGAGUAGAACAGCUACUGACAUCUGAUUGGGCUGUCCAUAUUCCUGGGGAGGAUCAGUUGGAUGGAGCUGAAAGUAAAACCAGAAUUUAUCUCAAUGAAAGUGAAAUUAAUGAAAUAGAAAUGGAAUUAUUAAGGGAAAAACUUGAAGAGAGUUAUUUUCAAGCAGAGGAGCAAGCAGUAUCAGCUGAAGAGGUCAUAAGAAAUGCAGAGGCAAUGAAGGUCUUCCUAAGAAACAACAAGGAUCUUAGAAUUCGUUUUGAAGAAGAAAUACAAAAGUUGGAGGAUUUUAAUCCACAGAAUCAAAAAAGCUGUACAAUGGAAUCGGAGAAGUAAAUGCUUUGAACUGCUGGAGGUGAAGGGACUACUUUAGUGAGAAUAAAAUACAUUACCAAAAGGUCAUCUUGAUUCCAGUCUCUUUAUUGAGGCAGCAAGGUGGAGCCUGGAGAUGGAUCAACUUGUAUUCACAUCUGAUCUCAGGCACUUACUCGCUGUGUGAUUGGACAAGUCACUUAAUCUUGUUUGCUUCAGCUUCCUCGACUGUGAAAUGGAAAUAACAACAGUAUCUGCCUUUCAGGAUUGUUGUGAAACUCAAAUGAGAUAUUUGUAUCAUGCUUAACAUAUAGUAGGUGCUGCAUAAAUGCUUAGUCCUUCUCCUUCUUCAUUAUUGGAAACUUUUAUUCAAGGAGGAAGAAUAUCCAUAGCAGCAAAUCGAAGUAUUCCUUAUUGUAACAAGAAGGAUUUUUCUUCAAGUCUUUUUCUUUAUAAUUAAAAGUUUGAGUGUUCCAUCUUCUCCACAAAUCAGUUUUUAGAAGUUCUUAUACUCUUAAUUUUCUCCUACCUAAUAGUUAUUUUCUUAUGAAAAGUAAAAAGGCUUUUCUUUGGUCUUAAAGAAAUCUAUAGAAACGUCUUUGCAAAGCUAGUUUUUAUAUAUGUUAAGUUAAUGGAUUUGUCUACUUCCACAGCAUUGCUCUUUCUUACUGCCUUAUCCUCACAUUCCUAAACUAAGAAUUAAUCAUGGAUUAGAUACAAAAAACCAGGUUUUAAUCUGUGAUUAAAAUUCAGAUAUGUCAAGUGGAUACUGCUCCCAAAAUCAAGCUAAAUUGCUUAGUAGGGCAGUAGUAAGGCCUACUAGUGAGAAUAAGAAUAGCUAGGGAGUUAAAAGGGGGAAAGUAACUACACAAGAAAAAGUAAAGUAAAGUGCCAAACUAGGUAAAGUGUGCUCAGGAGAUCUAUACAAGUGGCAAUACCAUUUUGAGGAUGCUAAGAGAUAAAUUCUCAAAAUGUCUAUAAAAGGGAAAGAGGAUCUAACACUUAGGGAAAUAGGCCUUAUUAUAACUCAAAAAAGACAAUCAAGAAAUUAGCAUUAACUUCUAAUACAUAUGCCUCUUUUUGAAUCUCAAUAAAAUUUUUAGAAGAAUAGCCUAUAUAUACAUUGAAGGAAUCCUUGCUGGAGGCUUGAGAAAUGAACAAGCAAACAUUAGCACAAAAUAUUCUAUAACAAACCAAUAUUUUUUUUUUAUUAAAGGUUUUUAUUUUUCAAAA
Messenger RNA from Sarcophilus harrisii (Tasmanian devil), 2266 nucleotides. RefSeq names its product chromosome 3 CXorf38 homolog (gene C3HXorf38). Bases 287 to 1057 code for a protein of 256 amino acids. The transcript is spliced from 7 exons. NCBI's taxonomy places the organism in Eukaryota, Metazoa, Chordata, Mammalia, Dasyuromorphia, Dasyuridae. The record is from RefSeq and is a predicted model, not a curated record.